Messenger RNA from Oryza sativa Japonica Group (Japanese rice), 2660 nucleotides. RefSeq lists its product as uncharacterized. NCBI's taxonomy places the organism in Eukaryota, Viridiplantae, Streptophyta, Magnoliopsida, Poales, Poaceae. Gene Ontology annotation, molecular function: protein binding. The record is from RefSeq and is a predicted model, not a curated record.
AGGCGGUCUACGGAUUCUUCGGCCGCACACUCAUGCAAUGCAUCCGGGUGGCACGCACGAAAUAAAUAGGCAAGGCCUCCCUACACGCUCUUCGUCUUCUCCCAUCACUCUUCUUCCCUCUUCACUCGCUACUGAACACCAUCUCAUAUUUUUGUUCUUGAUUUUUUUUUCUCUCCCCCCCCCCUCCAAAGUAUAUACUGCUUGCCAUUCGUAUCUCGAGUGUGUGAGCGCCUAAUUUUGGCUCAAGCCUAUAUUAAGGAGGGGCGUACCGUAUCGUUUCUAUUUUGUUUCGUGAAACUGGUGUCACCGGUAGCGGCAGUAGCAGGAGUGCUAGAUCCUUCACGAGCUGCGUGGGGGUGGUUGACCAGGACACGCCUCCCGGAUCCUGAAAUAAGGCCACCGCUCGUUUCCCCCUCCCCCUCUUCCUCUUCCUCUUCCUUUGCCACCCCCUCGCAUUUAGCCAGCCUCCCACGGUUGUGGAGCUGUGUGGGCCAUUUCCCAACCGUCGCUCCGGUGGGUGGCCGGGAGGGUGGUCGCUGCGACCCAUGGGCAUCCAGGUCGCGGCCGUGACGUCGUCGCCAUGCGCCGUCACGACGUCGUCGUCGUCGUCGCUGUCGCCUUCGUCGUCUGCCGCCGCGACGACGUCGCGGCGGCAUGGCGUUCUUGGAGGUGUCAGGCUGUCGAGAGGGCAGUCGUCGCUGGCUAGCUGGAGCGUCGGUAUGACCCGCCGGCGCGCCGGCGGGCACCAGAUGGCAAGGCGCGCUCUCAGCGCUAGCAUUGACAGCAUCGGGAGCGACGGCGGGGACGACGAGGAGUUCUUGCGGAGGAUUCAGGAGCUGGCGGUGGGGCUGCACCCUGGCGCCGCUGGCUGCGGGUGGCCGGCGAGCGUGGAGCGGAGCGCGAGCAGCGUGGGGUUGCCGCUGUCGCUGCGGAUGCUCAAGCGGAAGAAGCAGCAGCAGCAGCAGCAGGGCCGGUGGGACGAGCGGCUGAUCGACUGCGCCGGCGAGUCCGCGCGCGGCGCGGUGGGGCGCGCGUUCUCGUCGAUGGUGCUCAUCAUCCGGGAGCUGCAGAGCUUCACGCUGCAGAUGCGGCAGGCGCUCUUCUACGAGGACCUGCAGCGCGUGCUCGCGCGCGUCCACGCCGAGAUGCACGCCUCCUUCGUGUGGCUCUUCCAGCACAUCUUCUCCGGCACCCCCGCCCUCAUGGUCUCCGUGAUGCUUCUGCUCGCCAACUUCACCGUCUACUCCAUGGGCGACAGCGUCGCGGCCGCCGCCACGCUCCCGCCUCCCCAGCCCCCCGCGGCGACUGUGGCGAUGGUCGACACCCAGCACGCGGAGCAGUCUCAUUCCCACCAGCGGUUCGACCAUGCCUCGCUCAAGACGUUGUCCAUCGGCCGAACGGCCUCGGUGGGUGGCAACAGCGGCGGCGGCGGCAAGGUGCGGCCGGUCGCCGGGGCAACCGGCGACGGUCGCUCGGACGAGUGGUCAAAUCGGCAAAGCGGCGCGGUGUUGCCGCAGGAUGCGUCACAGGGUACGCCGGGAGCUGGCGCGGAGGAGGCCGUGCCCGUGUCAGAAGCAAUGGCCGUGGAGGAGACAGAGGACGAACUGGUCAUCUGGAAAAGGAUAGCCGAUGAGGCUACCAGGAUGCAGGCGAGCGUUCGCGCCGAGGCGCUGAUGGACCCGGACACACUGGGGCAGCUCGUGGCGCCGGUGGAGGCCAAGCUGGACACGGAGGACACGGCGGAGUUCGCGGCGACGGAGGAGCGGUACGAGCGAGCCGUGUCCGAGGAGCCAGACAACUCGCUGCUGCUGUCCAACUUUGCCCAGUUCCUGUACACGGUGCAGCGCGACCACGAUCGGGCGGAGCACUACUUCAAGCGGGCGGUGCGCGCGGAGCCGGCGGACGCGGAGGCGAUGGGUCGGUACGCGACUUUCCUGUGGAAAGCGCGCAAUGACCUCGCGGCCGCGGAGGAGACGUACCAGGAGGCCAUCGCCGCCGAACCCAGCAACUCGCACCACGCGGCAGCCUACGCGCACUUCCUCUGGAACACGGGCGGCGAUGACACAUGCUACCCCCUCGACUGAUGCGCGUGCAUGAGCCAUGCCUCCGCGAUCCAACACCUCCCUCCCCCAACAAAACUCAACACACACAAAAAGAAGCAAAGGAUAUUUUUUUACCACACUCCAAGAACAAGACGCACUUCUCCACCCUGCACGUGCUUGGCCGACCACGCCGCUACACUACACUACACUACUACGCGCUAGUAGUACAGAUUUUUUCUUCUUGUGGUUGCUCGUCUCGCGGUGAGCCGGUGAGUAAUAUUGGGGUGAUCCGCGGCGUACGUGCUGCUGCUUCCCGUUCUGGAAAUCCGGCGAGCGGGGCACUUGGCCGGAAACGGCGGGAGCCGCGCUAAAGCUGGUGUGAUCGAUCGAGUUCGCUGCUCGCGGCCCUACGGGUUUGCCAGUUGCGUUUGCCCGAGGGACCCGUCCUAUUGGCACGGAUGCUUUGCGGCGUCAUGGAGAGAGAUGAGAGUUUGCUGUGUUUACCAGUGGAGUGAAUACUGUAAUACAAGUGCAUAGCAGCAAUCCAAUUUGCAACCUGUAAUUGUGCAGACGAAUAAGAGGCUCUUUUUUUCCGCACCAACUGCGGCUUGCACUUAA